Molecule: messenger RNA, 4298 nt
Organism: Darwinula stevensoni
Lineage: Eukaryota; Metazoa; Arthropoda; Ostracoda; Podocopida; Darwinulidae
Source: the annotation of a GenBank genome assembly
GCCACACGUCUUCUCCCGUAAGUCUUCGAGGGUUUAGGGUCUCGUGGAAGGGAACACCGACACGAACAGUGAGCAGUGACACCUCGAAACAUGGAAGAGAUUGGAUCGAGUGAAUCCCGGAUCAUGCUGGUGGAAAGGCUGAAGCAUUUGCAAGCAGGCCAAGAAAGGCUUGUAAAGCGACAGAAACACUUCAGCCGCCUCCUUGCUCGAUUCUUUCAUCAGUCUCGUUCCAUGGUGGGGAUGUCGGAGGGCGAGGAAGAAAAGGAGAACAAGGAAGCGGAACAGGAAUACGAAAACCUUCUGAAAAUGUUCUGCGAGGCCGAAGGGAAUCUGACCGACCUCAAGAGAGCCUUCCAAGACGAGAAUUCCAGACUUCAGGGGGAGCUGACAGAGCUGGAAAGCAACGUGAAGAAGGAGCUGGAUGCCUUUCGGAAAGCUGGAAAAUGGGUGUGGAAAAAGUGCCGGCAUAGCAUUGCGAAGACCAAGGCACCCCCAGAGGUAUUGGAAGAGUUCUUCAAAGACUACGAAGCAAGCAUCAAUCGGUUGAAGGGGCUCCGUGCGAAAAACCAAGCCCUGCAAAAGGAAUUGGGAGCUCUGACAAUGACCCUAGAUGAAGUGUGCAAGAUCACCGGAGGCCACCGAGUGGCGGAAUACGAAGAAGGCCACGUCAGAGUCCAAGAAUUGACGGAGAAGAUCGAGAGAAAACAAGAGGAAUUGCAGAGACUGGAAACUCAGAUCGUACAAACUCUGUCGACGCGAGAUCACUUGAGAGAGAAGCUGCUCUUCCUCCGGAACCAGAACCGGGACCUGAAGGAGGAGGUGAAGAACCUGGAAGCUCAGGUGUCUCAGGCGAAGCAGAGGAAGCGAGAGAGGCAGAAGCUCUGGAUUCAGGCGAGAGACAGGACCCAGAGCGUCGAGAAGACCCAACCCGUGAGAGUGGACGCUGCUUCCAUGCCGGCGCUCGUCAGAGACUUCUACAGAAAGAAGACAGACGUGGAUUCCUUGAAGAUUUCCCUCGAACAUCUCCAACGAGAAGUGAGCACGGUUCUACGACCAGAUGAUGUAACGACGCCCCCAUUCCAGAUCUCUGUGAGUGGAAUAGCAGCAUUGAAAUGUAAUGAAAAGCUUGAGUUAAGUGUUACCAGUGAUGUUGACAUGACCUGUGAUCUUUCCCAAUUUGGUUGGGAAUCUGAUUCUGAAAGCUACUCAUUAUCAGCAUUGGAAGAUAGUGCAGAUGUCUUCCUAGAAAGCCAAAGGCAAGUCCCAUCCCGUGUUCUCCGGAACAAUGACAUUAUUGUGAUCAUUCCUGAGCCAAAUGAUUCUGGCUUUGAGUACUGUGAUUUUGGAGUAAAGACAUUGGAUGACCCUCACUAUCGUCCUAAAGAGACCUUAUGGUCUCAUGUUGUUAGUGACAUUGUAUCAGUGGAACCCCAUGGGUUUCGGUUCUCUGACUCACAUCCAGCAUCAAUCUUCAUUCCUUUAAAAAUGGAAGUAGGCGAGCAUCAAGCAAUUCAGUGUCUUCUCAGUAAUACAUGUGAAGAGGAGAAGCCUUGUUGGGAGAAAGUUCCUGCUGGGAGUUAUGCUUACAGUGCUGGCCGGGUGAUCAUCACAGUAAAUCAUUUCAGUCUCUUCACUGUCAUCAUACAAGAGCCCUACCCAGAAACCAGAAGAAGAAUCAGCGGAAGGCUGGGAGGUUCCAUUAAUGUUAGUGCUGUUCCAGGAGUGAAAGUAAUUUUUCCCAAAGGAUCACUGAAUGAAGACAUUGAUGCAUUCGUUCGAGUGCUAUAUGAUGAUGAAUUCAGCAAUCAGGAAUGUGAUGAAUGGGCAUUGGCUUCUCCAGUCAUCAUGCUAGGACCUCAUGGGUAUGAUUUCAAUGAAGAUUCUGAUCCAGUUGUGGUCCAGCUACCAAUUCCACAUUACAUGGAGAUCAAGAGCAAAUUUCCACUUUCAAGAGAAUUGCAGAUAUAUCAAAGCUCAACAACUGAAGAUGAACCUUUGCAUUGGGAAAAAAUCAGUGUGCAAUCCACUGUUACUGAAAGUAUUGAUGGAAUCUAUGUUGUAUGCUUCCCAGUCCAUCACUUCAGCUUCUUCAAAGUUGUCUGGGAUCUGUUGUCAGCAUCUUUGUAUGAGGCAAAGUUGGGCAUGGCUUAUUUUUAUCCCUACAUCUCAUUCUCUAUGAUGUGCCAGGCAUGGAUGGAAGAAAACACUCAGACUAAUAGAUUUGGAUUGGAGGUGGUCUGCUGCAGAAGUGACCGCCAACUUCCUGAAAUGACCAAUUACAAAUACAAAGUUGGAGCCAGCCUGAAGCCAAAACUGGUUAGACCAGGCCAUAUUCUUAUCCGUCUCAGGUCUCAGAUGUUUGAAGCAGAUGAAGAUGCUGGUGAAGAUCCUGAAAUGGUGAAGGAAGAGCCUGACUUCAGGGGAAGAGAUUUUGAGAAACAGUAUGCUUGCAGGUUCAAGCCAAAUGUGAAGGUGGAAAGAGGUACUUUUGGGAAGGUAGUUGUUGAGAGAAACCAGAGUGGAACCAAAACUGAGCUGCUAUUUGAAUUUAACCUGCAUAAGAGUGGUGAUGAAGGAGAACCAAAUCCUCCAGAAAACACACAUCACUGGUCAGCAGUUGCAAUGAAAGAACUGGCUGUAAAUCUGUGUAUCAUGGAUGAUAACAAUUGGAAAAAAUUUGCCAAAUACAUUGGUUUUACCAAGAAUGAAAUUGCCACCAAGCUUCAGUAUGCAGCAGACCCAUUGCUAGCCACAAUGAAUCUCUACCAAGCAAGAGGUGGGACACCAGAAGAGUUUUGCCAGGCUCUUCGUACAGUGAGUCGGCAGUUGCAACUUGGCUUGGGGAAGUCCUCGGGCAGCAGCAGCCAGGAAUCCAGCUCAAGUCAAGGAUCACAUCUAAGCAAUGGCUGGUUUGGCUUCAGGAGCCCUCUGAAAUGGAGAAAUCGGGACACUCAAUCUGAUUCUGGGACUGGUACUGUGUCUCAGAAAUCAGCUGCCAGCAGGAAGAGGUCAAAUCAUAGCAAAGGAAGUGGGAGCUCAGCUGCCAAGAGGAGGAAGCAAGAUUCUGACAGUGAUGAGGCUCUUCCACAGUCCUCUUCCUCAUCUGACACUGAAGAUGAGGGUUCUGUCAGCACUGAGCAUUACAGGAGAAAUCCCAUCAAGCUGUCUGAUGCUGACCUUUGGGAUAUCUCAGCCCACAUGAAUAGCAUCAAUUGGCGAGCUCUUGGGCGCACCCUAGGGCUGGAAGAAAGUGUUCUUCUCAACAUAGAGCAUGCCCACAAGGCAGCUGGCUUCAGGGAGUGCUCAUACCAAAUGUUGUUAGAAUGGAAGGGCAGAAAACCUAAGAAAUGUACUUUUGGGAAUUUGUACACUGCCUUGACCAAGGAGAACAUGAACUCAGUGGCUAAGCAGAUGACAACUAUGAAUAUGACAGAGUCUCCUGUCUGAUGAAGAAGGAUCAGUAAGGAUGAAAUGGAUUAUAUUCAAGGUUUUCCAUGUCUGAGUGUCUUUCAUCCCAUCUUACCAAGAUGGCCGACCACUCGCAGCCAGUAGUUACAGCAGUUGCCGAGAGAAAAAGUAAAUAAUUUCUUCAAAACUGUGUCCAUAUUUAAGCCACAAUUUAACCCCUUUAGCAGUGAUAUAUUUUUGAACAAAUCUGCAUACCUUAGGUUUUGCAAAAUUACCUCAUGCACAAAACUUUGCAGGCAGUCUGAAGAACAGUCUGAUCUCUAUUGAUGAAAGGCUAAAAUGACGUGCAAAUGAUGUGACUGAUAGCAUACUCAUUGUUUCAAAUGUUUAUUUUUAUACUACUUUGAGAAUUUGCACCAAAUAUUGGAAAAAGAUGUGAACAUGAGCAUUUGAGCAUUCCACUGUUUAAGGAACUGACUUGUGAUCAAAUGUUGAUUUAGCAAAAGUUAGCAAUGUAUUGUGAUUCAAGAUGUGCUCCUAUUACAUCUAUUGAUGAUAGCUUCACAAGGGGAUGACUUAUUAUGGAAUACAAGAGAUUAGGAGCAGACCUAGACACAUCAGUUUCUCUGAAUGGUAUAUCUGUAGGCCAAUAGUACACAAUAAAUAUGUGAUCUCAGUUAAAACCAAUGUGAAAAACUGCUCAGUUAGUCUGACUAUAUGCUUUUCAUGCUCAAUAUACCCGGUGCCAUCAGUUUCUCAUCUCCUGAGAUGGUCAUCUCCUGGGCAUUCUUGAACUAGUUUUAUUUUGUGCUGGUUUCAUCAUGGGCUUUCCUGAAAACCCCAGUUAUUUUUUGUAUUGCCAUUUUUAUAUUAAAGUUUUCACUUUUUCA